AUGUCAGCGGGAUUGUCACCACAUGAUUUCAGUGCCGCCGGUACUCGACGACAAAGUGAGCUUGGCAGCCGACGAUACGACUCCGAUGCAACUAUUUUGCUUGUCGGGUUCAUCGGAGCAGGUAAAAAGACUUUGGGAUUCAUUGCGUCUGCUGCUCUCCGCAGACGCUUUAUCGAUUUCGAAGCAUUCUUCCAGGGGCGAGUCCAGUCAUCCCCCCAGGAGUUUGCUGCCACCCAUGGAUUCGCACGGUAUCGCGAGCUUGAGGUAGAAAUAUGCCAAGAGAUCAUCGCAAAACAUCGAACCGGUUGUGUUGUUGCUGGUCUAGGCGUGACAGCCAGUCUUCCUCGUCCGGGUGUUUGGGACACAUUGACACAGCAACAUCCCGUGAUUUACGUGCGAAGAAACAAGGCUGACCUUCAACAACUGAUCGGAGGUGAUCCCGCAAGAUUCGAACGUAUUUUCGAAAUUGGAAACGCUUUCUACGAGUCGAUCUCCAACUUUGACUUCUUCAAUCUCACCCAGGAGGUGACCCGUCGAGGUGGAAAUACGGUCCACGCAUCUCUCAAAUUGAAGGAGAUCGAGCGCGUGUUUGUGGCCUUCUUGCUCCGUAUAUUUGGAAAACCAAAGCAGCAACUUUUUUCGGUCGAUGCUUUCUCCGAAGCCCACACGUAUGCACUCCACUUAUCCCUCAACGAUCUCGAAGAACGUGAUGAUUUGGAUGAUCUCGACACCGGGGCAGACGCUAUCAAUCUCCUCCUGGUGUACGAAGAUUACUCUCACGAAAAAAUCAUGGAGAGGCUUUCUCGUCAUAUGACAAUCCUUCGAACCCAUACCCGUGUCCCAAUCAUCAUCGACGCAAAGGCAGAUCCACAGAAGACCCUCACAAGCUAUUACACGUUCCUGGAGAACUUGCAACGGGUAGCCCCCGAUGCUUUUACUAUCUCGAUUGCCACGAAUCCAUUGAUCAUCAAGGAGAUUCAUUCGACGAGAAGUCACUCCAGAAUGAUUGUUGUUCAUGAUCAAUCAGGCCCUCUAGGGCUUGAAACCCCCGAUACAUUAAUAUCCUCUAUCCGGUCUUUGUUGCAGCAACUUAAACCCGAGGCUCUUCGUUUGGUUGGCAAACGCGCUACUCACGAGGAUACACUCUCAUGUGUUGCCUUCCGUCAGAAAUUACGAGAUGACUUGAAUAUCCCUGUCAUUGCUUAUAAUGAAUGCUCUGAGGGCCGAGCUUCAAUGAUCUUGAACCCCACUCUUUCUCCUUUGACUAUAUAUUCUAAUUCGAAUGUUGCGCUCUCUAUGCAACAAGCGCAACAAGCGCUUAGCUCGCUAUCUCUACAGCCAAAAAAAUCAUUCAUGAUUGUUGGUCAAGAUGUUCGUCUCAGUCUGUCACCGGCAAUGCACAGCACUGCUUAUAACUCGGGGGGCAUCCCGCACAUCUACAACUACCAAGAGAUCCAGAAUGUUUCCCAUGUCGAAGACAUUUUGAAACAUCCUUCAAUUGACAGCGCCCUGGACGGUAUUGCCAUUUCUUUACCAUUCAAAACGGAAGUCCUCCGAUUACUUGACGUGGUUAGCCCAGAUGCCAGAGACAUCAACGCGGUUAACACUGUGGUGCUGAAGCAUCGUACUGAUUCGAACUGUGUGAAGACACGCUUUUAUCAUGGACACAACACAGAUUAUGUUGGAAUCAAAGAUUGCGUUUACAGCCACCUGUCUCCUGCGAACGCCAUCCGAGAUGGUAGCACAGCUCUCAUAAUAGGGGCCGGUGGCAUGGCCCGCGCCGCUAUCUACGCUUGUUACCAACUAGGAGUUCGCCGCAUCUUUGUCUACAACAGAACGUCUUCAAAUGCGCAGAGCCUAGUUCAAUACUACCGUGACUGGGCAAGAUCGAAAGGAGACUAUGAUCUCCACCUUGAUGUUAUCGAGUGUGUGGAUGCUGCAUGGCCGCCAGACUUUCGUCUACCCACGAUCGUGGUUUCAUGUAUACCCGGGAGACAUCCGGAUACUCACUCACCUGUUGAAUUCCGGAUCUCUGAUAAAUGGCUUGAGAGUCGGACCGGAGGAGUUUAUGUUGAGGUCGGUCGUCCAUCUAAUUUGCCAUCAGUGGGAUAUGGUCCUUUCAAAACCGUUUUGAUGGAACAGCUUACUCCAUGGUCAAGCAAGGGAUGGGUCAUCGUUGAUGGACUGAAGGUUUUGGUCGGACAGGGCAUUGCGCAGUAUGAGCUGUUCACGCGUAGACCAGCACCCGUCCAUAUCAUGCGCCGGGCAGUUCAAGAAGAGGCUUUCAGGAACGGAUACUUCUGUAUGUGCUGA
Messenger RNA from Penicillium brevicompactum, 2313 nucleotides. RefSeq names its product putative pentafunctional AROM polypeptide. Lineage: Eukaryota; Fungi; Ascomycota; Eurotiomycetes; Eurotiales; Aspergillaceae. Gene Ontology annotation, biological process: chorismate biosynthetic process; shikimate metabolic process. The record is from RefSeq and is a predicted model, not a curated record. The transcript has 2 exons. The coding region runs from base 1 to 2313 and encodes 770 amino acids. Gene Ontology annotation, molecular function: 3-dehydroquinate dehydratase activity; shikimate 3-dehydrogenase (NADP+) activity.